UCGGGACUUCGGAUCAUGACGGCGGCGCUGGGCGGCCGGGGUGCGCUGCGGCGCGGGCUCCUCCUCGCGGCCCUGAAGCCCAGGAUCCAUGUCGUCCGUGCAGGGCCCGCGGCCGCACUCGGCACCUCGGUGACAUCUGCCAAAGUGGCUGUGAAUGGGGUCCACCUACAUUAUCAGCAGACUGGAGAGGGAGAGCAUGCCGUCCUGCUGCUUCCUGGAAUGUUGGGAAGUGGAGAGACUGAUUUUGGACCCCAGAUUAAGAACCUAAAUAAGAAGCUCUUCACAGUGGUCGCCUGGGAUCCUCGAGGAUAUGGACAUUCCAGACCCCCAGAUCGAGAUUUCCCGGUGGACUUUUUUGAAAGAGAUGCAAAAGAUGCUGUUGAUUUGAUGAAGGCGCUGAAGUUUAAGAAGGUCUCUUUGUUGGGGUGGAGUGAUGGUGGUAUAACAGCCCUCACUGCAGCUGCAAAAUACCCAUCUUACAUCCACAAGAUGGUGAUUUGGGGAGCCAACGCCUAUGUGACUGAUGAAGAUGAAGUGAUUUAUCAGGGCAUCCGAGAUGUUUCUAAAUGGAGCGCGAGGACAAGAAAGCCUCUAGAAGCCCUGUAUGGGUGUGACUACUUUGCCAAAACCUGUGAAAAGUGGGUGGAUGGCAUAAAUCAGUUUAAACAUCUCCCAGACGGUAAUAUCUGUCGGCACCUGCUGCCCCUGGUUCAGUGCCCCACCCUAAUUGUGCACGGGGAAAAGGAUCCCCUGGUCCCACGAUUCCACGCUGACUUUAUACACAAACACGUGAGAGGGUCGAGGUUGCAUCUGAUGCCAGAAGGCAAGCACAACCUGCAUUUACGUUUUGCCAAUGAAUUCAACAAGUUAGCAGAAGACUUCCUACACUGAAGACGUCCUUGAGAGCAGGGACCUGCUGAUUCCUUGCCCUGCCACUGCCUUUGAAACCAACGCACCCGUGUCACACCUCAGCUCACCUGCCUACCCCGGCUUUCUGCACCUCCCCACAAACCUGCUCCUGAUCCAGCAUGAAUAAUGACAGUGAAAACAUCCUCUAGCUUUAAUAGCUACAAAAAUUUAAUGUUUUUAACAUUAAGUUGUGAAUUUCUACCAUUGUCAUAAAAAAUAAAUUUGUAUUAGUUUUACUUUCAAAUAAA
This is a messenger RNA of Ceratotherium simum simum (southern white rhinoceros), 1157 nucleotides long. RefSeq names its product biphenyl hydrolase like (gene BPHL). Gene Ontology annotation, molecular function: serine hydrolase activity. The record is from RefSeq and is a predicted model, not a curated record. NCBI's taxonomy places the organism in Eukaryota, Metazoa, Chordata, Mammalia, Perissodactyla, Rhinocerotidae.